Messenger RNA from Mesorhabditis spiculigera, 1038 nucleotides. NCBI's taxonomy places the organism in Eukaryota, Metazoa, Nematoda, Chromadorea, Rhabditida, Rhabditidae. The record is from the annotation of a GenBank genome assembly.
AUGGCGAUGCUCUCUCGCCACCAUCAAUUUAGCACCGACUCCGGGGACGGUGCCAUUCAAUCGGAAAUAUGCGGCCCCUCGUUCCUCCACUACGCCGAACGAAUCGACGACGGCGAUACGGUGAUCGUCUACGUGUCCUUCGACAGCUUGUAUCCGGUCGUUGUCAAGCGUGGCCAGACGGUCAGUAUGCGAUACGGUGCCCUACGUCACGAAUUCAUCAUCGGGAAGCCAUGGGGCAGUCGAGUGUCCGCCACGGCUGGAUACGUCUGGCUGCUCCGCCCGUCUUCCGAACUCUGGACGCGCUGCCUGCCGAAACGAACACAAAUCAUCUACACCCCGGAUAUCGGCAUGAUUCUGCAGAUGCUGGAUGUGAAGCCUGGAAGUGUCAUCUGCGAGUCGGGCACCGGUUCCGGAAGUCUGACGCACGCCCUCGGGAUGGCCGUCUACCCGUCAGGGCACAUCUACACGCACGACAUUGAGGAGAGCCGCAUCAGGAAGAUUGAGGAGGAAUUCAGGGAUCAUGGCCUCCACACCGUCAUCACCGCCAUGGUGCAAAACGUCUGCGAGGAGGGCUUCUUCGUCCAAAAUGCCUGCGAUGGCGUUUUCCUUGACGUGCCGGCGCCUUGGGAAGCGAUUCCCUACGCCGCGGCGGCAAUAUCGUUCAAACGUGGCGGACGUCUGGUCAGCUUUAGCCCUUGUAUUGAACAGGUCCAACGAACGUGCGCCGUGAUGCGCGCCAUGGGCUUCAUCAACGUGGAGACGGUCGAGAUUGUGAAUAGGACCUACCGUACCACCGAAUUUCACAAGCAGUCGCUGGCCGAUUUCGAGAAGAAUGGCGACAACACGACGGUGGUGGUCAAGGACCGGAAUCGCAAGCGGAAGCUCGAGCACUCGGUCUCGUCGGCCAAUUCGGACGACUCGGCGCUGUGGAAUUCGACGGUGAUCAAUGCUCAGGUAUUCCCGGCCACGCAACCAACGCACACCUCCUACAUCACGCACGCCACGAUGCUGCCCCGGCCCGAUCAGGCGGACAUGCUG